Molecule: messenger RNA, 734 nt
Organism: Colletotrichum phormii
Lineage: Eukaryota; Fungi; Ascomycota; Sordariomycetes; Glomerellales; Glomerellaceae
Exons: 1
Coding region: 35-589 (184 amino acids)
Source: RefSeq, a predicted model, not a curated record
UCCCGACAUCGACGACACUUCAUUUCUUGUUCUGAUGGCUUCACAAACGGACGCCGUGGAUCUCACCACUCAUCUGAAGAUAAUUUACGCUUCGUACAGGCACACCACUGACAUCGACGCGAAAGGUGCAUUCUUUUCUCCCUUCUGCUAUCAGAUAUGUCGCCCGAAUCCUCCAUUCGCUGCACAAGACCGGGAGACAAUUGUGCGCUACUUGCACGAGUACGCACCAAAAGAGCAGGCCGAGGCAUCGGAGCCAGGAAGAAAGCCGACAAAGAAGGGAUUUUACACGAUACGACCACUCAAGGAUUCCGAAUUCAAGUUUGGCACCGAUGAGCAGACAGCUCCUGCAGGCUUCUCUUCGGCGGUGGAGGUCGAGCAGAAGGCCAGGAGAGAGGAGUGGGUGGGAAUGAGGGUCGACCUUUGGGACGAAUCGCCAGAUCAUGAAGCAGAUAAGAAAGAGGACCUUUUAGUCAAGGUGCAGUACUGGUGGAGAAGAGAAGAAGGAAGUUGGAUGCAAAUCUUUCACGACAUCUUGUACAUGGGUCCUCGUGAUGGGAGUGAAGGUGCCAACGGCGAGGUUCUGGAGUGACACUCUAGACGAGUCGCACAUGUGAGACAAGUACAGAUGACAGGUAACUCAGAGGAAGGGUGACUUGCCGGAUGUCUUGAACCCCUCGGCUAGAGUUAGAUAUUGACGUGUUAAAUCAACUCCAAACUUCGUCAAUUGCUUGAAA